AUGAUCCAGGGAACUGCAUCCCAUGUUGGAAAGAGUGUUCUGGUGUCGGCGCUUUGUCGGAUUUUCCGCCAGGACGGGUUUCGCGUCGCGCCAUUCAAAGCUCAGAAUAUGUCCAAUAAUUCCUAUGUCACCCGGGACGGCGGGGAAAUUGGACGGGCCCAGGCAGUGCAGGCCGAAGCUGCCGGAGUUGAAGCGCGGGUGGAGAUGAAUCCCGUCCUGCUUAAGCCCGAAGCCGACCACAUUGCCCAGGUGGUGCGCAUGGGCCGACCAAUGGUUUCCGCCAGGGUUCGGGACUACUUCGCCCUUAAAGCCCAACUCUGGGAAUCGGUGCAUACUUCCCUGGACGCACUUCGCGCCGAGUACGACAUCGUGGUUAUCGAGGGCGCUGGCAGUCCGGCGGAGAUUAAUCUCAAGGCCACCGAAAUCGUUAAUAUGCGGGUCGCUUUAUACGCCGGGGCGCCGGUGCUGCUUUGCGGCGACAUCGAUCGGGGAGGGGUUUUCGCUGCCCUGGUAGGAACCCUGGCACUCCUGGAGCCGGAAGAAAGGGAAGUAAUCAAGGCGUUCAUCAUCAACAAGUUUCGCGGUGACGCCAGCCUACUCACCGAUGGGCUGACAAUGCUGGAAGAACGGACUGGGAUCCCCGUCGCAGGCGUGGUGCACCACUACCGGGACAUCCACAUUCCCGAAGAGGACUCGGUGGCGUUGGAUAUUCCCGUUCGUUCAAACGCCUCAGGCAACGAUCCCGCAUUGGACAUCGCAGUAGUCCAAUUGCCCCACAUAUCUAAUUUCGACGAUUUCGACCCGCUGGCCCGCGAACCUGGAGUAAGAUUGCGGUAUGUGACCAGCGCCGCAGAAUUUGGUCGCCCCGACCUCGUUAUCCUGCCCGGCAGCAAGACCACAAUCCCAGACCUGGCCUGGCUGGAAGCUCAAGGGUUAUCCGGUGAGAUUCAUCGCAGGCAUCAGGAGGGGGCAUCAAUCAUAGGUAUUUGCGGCGGAUACCAAAUGCUGGGGACUCACCUGUACGAUCCGGAAGGCAUAGAGUCGGCGGUCCCUGAAAUGGAUGGUCUGGGCCUGCUGCCUCUAACAACGGUCUUCGCCGGUUCCAAAGAAACUCACCGGAUCCGCGGCGAAGUAUCUGAGGGCACCGGACUGCUGAAUGGCGCCACCGGAGCGCCGCUUACCGGAUAUGAAAUCCACAUGGGCAGGACCUCUGGAGAAGAGCUUACGGCACCCUUCCGAAUUGAAGACCGAAGCGAUGUACCGGUAACAUCAGCCACUACCCAUGAUGGUGCAAUGGAUGCAGAGGGUCGUGUUCUCGGCACCUACAUUCAUGGCCUUUUUCACAACGGCGCUAUCCGCCGGGCCAUGCUGGUGGAACUUGCCCGUCGCAAGGGGGUCAAUCUUCCCGACGCACCGCAACUGGGGGCGAUGGACGGCGAGUUUGACAAGCUGGCCGACUGGGUGAGGGGCAGCCUGGAUAUGGACCUUAUUUACGCCGUAACCGGCCUGGACCGAAACUUUGACCGGGCCGGUAUCUAG
Messenger RNA from Geodia barretti, 1539 nucleotides. The record is from the annotation of a GenBank genome assembly. Lineage: Eukaryota; Metazoa; Porifera; Demospongiae; Tetractinellida; Geodiidae.